AUGUCGAAGAUCAAGAACAUUGAAUCUGUCGGGGCACAGCUUGAGCAUCUCAUGAAUAUGAUACAGCUGUGUCGGAAAGAUAAUAUGGGUGAAUGCUACGACUUUGUGAAAUGGUUGACGGUGAUUCGUGGAGACUCUCAGUAUGACUGGGCCGAUGAUCAAAUGCCACAUCUUAAUAUCAAGAACGCUGACGUGUUUGAGCCCGUCGAUCCCUCCUACAAGAAGUUUGGGAAUCAUUAG
This is a messenger RNA of Aspergillus alliaceus, 240 nucleotides long. RefSeq lists its product as uncharacterized. The coding region runs from base 1 to 240 and encodes 79 amino acids. The record is from RefSeq and is a predicted model, not a curated record. Lineage: Eukaryota; Fungi; Ascomycota; Eurotiomycetes; Eurotiales; Aspergillaceae. The transcript is spliced from 2 exons.